AUGGGCCCGCCGCUGGCCCGCCUGGUGGCCGUCUGCCUGGCCCUGUCUGUGGCCGGCAGCUCGGAGUCCCAGCAAGCCGUCCGGAGCCAGAACCACGGCCACAACGUCUGCAGCACCUGGGGCGACUUCCACUACAAGACCUUCGACGGCGACAUCUACCGCUUCCCCGGCCUCUGCGAGUACAACCUGGCGUCCGACUGCAGGGACUCCUACAAGGAGUUCUCCGUGCACCUGAAGCGGGCCGAGAGCCAGGACGGGGGCCUCCCGCAGAUCAAGUCCGUGCUGCUGACCCUCAGGGACGACGCCGUCUACCUCACGAGCCGGCUGGUCGUGGUGAACGGCGCCUUGGUCAGCACCCCGCACUACAGCUCCGGGCUGCUCAUCGAGCGGAACAAGGUCUACACCAAGGUCUACUCCCGCGUCGGGCUCACCCUCAUGUGGGACCAGGAGGACUCGCUCAUGCUGGAGCUGGAGAGCAAAUUCGGGAACAGCACCUGCGGCCUGUGUGGGGACUACAACGGGCUGCAGUCCUACUCCGAGUUCAUCUCCGAAGGCGUGCUCUUCAGCCCCCUGGAGUUCGGGAACAUGCAGAAGGUCAACACGCCGGGGGAGGAGUGCGAGAACCCUGAGGAGGCCACGGAGACCGAUUCCUGCUCCGAGCACCGUGACCAGUGUGAGAGGCUGCUGACCCUCGAGGCCUUCGAGGCCUGCCAGGACCUGGUGUCGCGGGAGCCGUUCGUGAGUGCCUGCGUGCAGGACCAGUGCCGGUGCGCGGCCGGCGACAGCUGCAUCUGCAGCACCGUGGCCGAGUUCUCGCGCCAGUGCUCCCACGCCGGCGGCCGGCCCGGGAACUGGAGGAACGACACGCUGUGCCCCAAGAGCUGCCCCUACAACAUGGUUUACCUGGAGAGCGGCUCGCCCUGCGUGGACAGCUGCUCACACCUGGAGGUCAGCAGGCUGUGUGAGGAGCAUCGCAUGGACGGCUGCUUCUGCCCGGAAGGCACCGUGUACGACGACAUCUCGGGCAGGGGCUGCAUCCCCGCCAGCCAGUGCUCCUGCAGGCUGCACGGGCAGCAGUACGCGCCGGGCCGGGAGGUCUCCAGCGACUGCGAGCAGUGUGUCUGCAGUGCCGGCCGCUGGGAGUGCAAAGAGCUGCCGUGCCCUGGGACCUGUGCCCUGGAGGGAGGUGCCCACAUCACCACCUUCGAUGGGAAAAAGUACACCUUCCACGGGGACUGCUACUACGUCCUGGCCAAGGACGACAACAACAACGGCUCCUACGCCCUCCUGGGCGAGCUGGCGCCCUGCGGCUCCACGGAGCAGCAGACCUGCCUGAAGUCGCUGCUGCUGCUGGCUGACGACCAGAAAAACGUGGUGGCCUUCAGGUCAGACGGCACCGUGCUGCUGAACGAGCUGGAGAUGCAGCUGCCCCACGUGACCGCGAGCUUCUCGGUGCUCCGCCCGUCCUCCAACCACAUCGCCCUGAGCACGGCCUUCGGCCUCCGGCUGCAGGUGCAGCUGGCGCCCGUCAUGCAGCUCUUCCUGACGCUGGACCAGGACGCGCAGGGCCAGGUGCAGGGCCUCUGCGGGAACUUCAACGGCCUGGAAGCGGACGACUUCCAGACGGCGGGCGGGCUGGUGGAGGCCACGGGGGCCGGCUUCGCCAACACCUGGAAGGCCCAGUCGAGCUGUGAGGACAAGGACGACUGGCUGGACGACCCCUGCACCCUGAGCGUGGAGAGCGCCAACUACGCCGAGCACUGGUGCUCCCUUCUAAAGAACACGAAGACAGUCUUCGGCAGGUGCCACGCGGCUGUGGACCCCACCGAGUAUUACAAGAGGUGCAAAUACGACACGUGCAACUGUCAGAACAACGAAGACUGCCUGUGCGCGGCCCUGUCCUCCUACGCACACGCGUGUGCGGCCAGGGGCGUCACGCUGUGGGGCUGGAGGGAGGACGUCUGCAACAGCGACGUGGACUCCUGCUCCAGCUCACAGCUCUUCCUGUACAACCUGACCACCUGCCAGCAGACCUGCCGCGCCCUCUCCGACCCCGACGCCCACUGUCUGCAGGGCUUUGUGCCUGUGGACGGCUGCGGCUGCCCCGACCACACCUUCCUGGACGAGAAGGGCCACUGUGUGUCCCUGGCCAAGUGCUCCUGCUACCACCGUGGCCUCUACCUGGAGGCGGGGGACGUGGUCGUGAGGCAGGACGAGCGAUGCGUCUGCCGGAACGGGAGGCUGCACUGCGCACAGGUCAAGCUGCUCGGGCAGAGCUGUGCGGCCCCGAAGAUCUACAUCGACUGCAACAAUCUGACAGCCCUGGUGGUCACGCAGCCCCGGCCCGUCAGCUGCCAGACGCUGGCCGCCGGCUAUUACCACACCGAGUGCAUCAGCGGCUGCGUGUGCCCCGACGGGCUGAUGGACGACGGCCGUGGCGGCUGCGUGGUGGAGGAGGAGUGCCCCUGCGUCCACAACAGAGACGUGUAUUCCCCCGGGGACAAGAUCACGGUGGACUGCAACAGCUGCACCUGCCAGGGGGGACGCUGGGUGUGCACCCAGUCUGUGUGCCACGGCUCCUGCGCCAUCUACGGGAGUGGCCACUACAUCACCUUUGACGGGAAACACUACGACUUUGACGGACACUGCUCCUACGUGGCUGUCCAGGACUACUGCGGCCAGAACUCCUCGCUGGGCUCCUUCAGUGUCAUCACCGAGAACGUCCCCUGUGGCACCACGGGUGUCACCUGCUCUAAGGCCAUCAAGAUCUUCUUGGGGAGGACAGAGCUGAAGCUGGAAGACAAGCAGCGUGUGGUGAUCCAGCGCGACGUGGGCCACCACGUGGCCUACACCACACGAGAGGUGGGCCAGUACCUGGUGGUGGAGGCCAGCAUUGGCGUCAUCGUCAUCUGGGACAAGAAGACCACUGUCUUUGUCAAGCUGGCUCCAUCCUACCAGGGCGCCGUGUGUGGCCUGUGCGGGAACUUCGACUACCGCUCCAGCAACGACUUCACCACGCGGGACCACAUGGUGGUCAGCAGCGAGCUGGACUUUGGCAACAGCUGGAAAGAGGCCUCCAGCUGCCCAGACGUGAGCAGCGUCCCCGAGCCCUGCAGCCUGAACCCGCACCGCCAGGCCUGGGCCGAGAAGCAGUGCAGCAUCCUCAAGAGCAGCGUGUUCAGCGCCUGCCACAGCAAGGUGGACCCCACGGCCUUCUACGAGGCCUGCGUGCACGACUCGUGCUCCUGCGACACGGGUGGGGACUGCGAGUGCUUCUGCUCCGCCGUGGCCGCCUACGCCCAGGAGUGUACCAAGGAGGGGGCCUGCGUGUUCUGGAGGACGCCGGACCUGUGCCCUGUGUUCUGCGACUACUACAACCCUCCGCACGAGUGUGAGUGGCACUACGAGCCGUGCGGGAACCGCAGCUUCGAGACCUGCAGGACGCUCAACGGCAUCCACUCCAACAUCUCUGUGUCCUACCUGGAGGGCUGCUACCCCCGAUGCCCUAAGGACAGGCCCAUCUAUGACGAGGACCUGAAGAAGUGUGUCUCUGGGGACAAGUGUGGCUGCUACAUGGAAGACACUCGCUACCUACCGGGAGACUCGGUUCCCACCGAGGAGAUCUGCAAGUCUUGCGUGUGCACCAACUCUUCUCACAUCGUCUGCCGGCCCGAAGAAGGGAAGAUUUUCAACUGGACCCAGGAUGGCGUCUUCUGCUACUGGGAGACCUGCGGGCCCAACGGGACGGUGGAGAAGCACUUCAACAUCUGCGCGUCCACCACGACGCGCCCGUCCACCCCGACACGCCCGUCCACCCCGACACGCCCAUCCACCCCGACGGUCUCCACCACAGCCACCCUCGGCAGCAGCACCAGCUUCACCACCACCACCGCCACCCUGACCCCCAGCACAGUGUCAUCAACGACUCAGCAUCUGUGCUGCUUCUGGUCCGAAUGGAUCAACGAGCACCAGCCGGACGGCGGCAGUGACAGUGGUGACCGAGAGACGUUUGAGGGUGUCUGCACGGCUCCCGAGGUCAUCGAGUGCAGGUCGGCCGCAGAGCCCCACCUCAGCUGGGAGGAGCUGGGCCAGAAGGUUCAGUGUGACGUCUCACUUGGCUUCAUCUGCAACAAUGAAGAUCAGUUCGAAAACGAACCAUUUGGAAUCUGCUAUGACUACGAGAUACGUGUGUAUUGCUGUGUGCCGAUGGAUAUCUGCCCUACGUCCACCCCAGCCACCAUGACCACAAGGACCACGCCCAUCCCUCCAACCACCACGCCCAUCCCUCCAACCACCACCCCCAUCCCUCCAACCACCACCACGCACAUCCCUCCAACCACCACGCCCAUCCCUCCAACCACCACCCCCAUCCCUCCAACCACCACUACGCCCAUCCCACCAACCACCACCCCCAUCCCUCCAACCACCACCACGCCCAUCCCUCCAACCACCACCACGCCCAUCCCUCCAACCACCACCACGCCCAUCCCUCCAACCACCACGCCCAUCCCUCCAACCACCACCACGCCCAUCCCUCCAACCACCAGGCCCAUCCCUCCAACCACCACCCCCAUCCCUCCAACCACCACCACGCCCAUCCCUCCAACCACCAGGCCCAUCCCUCCAACCACCACCACGCCCAUCCCUCCAACCACCACGCCCAUCCCUCCAACCACCACCACGCCCAUCCCUCCAACCACCACGCCCAUCCCUCCAACCACCACCCCCAUCCCUCCAACCACCACCACACCCAUCCCUCCAACCACCACCCCCAUCCCUCCAACCACCACCACGCCCAUCCCUCCAACCACCACGCCGAUCCCUCCAACCACCACCCCCAUCCCUCCAACCACCACGCCCAUCCCUCCAACCACCACCACGCCCAUCCCUCCAACCACCACCACGCCCAUCCCUCCAACCACCACCCCCAUCCCUCCAACCACCACCACGCCCAUCCCUCCAACCACUACCCCCAUCCCUCCAACCACCACGCCCAUCCCUCCAACCACCACCCCCAUCCCUCCAACCACCACCACGCCCAUCCCUCCAACCACUACCCCCAUCCCUCCAACCACCACGCCCAUCCCUCCAACCACCACCCCCAUCCCUCCAACCACCACCACGCCCAUCCCUCCAACCACUAGCCCGAUCCCUCCAACCACCACGCCCAUCCCUCCAACCACCACCCCCAUCCCUCCAACCACUAGCCCGAUCCCUCCAACCACCACGCCCAUCCCUCCAACCACCACCCCCAUCCCUCCAACCACCACCACGCCCAUCCCUCCAACCACCACGCCGAUCCCUCCAACCACCACCCCCAUCCCUCCAACCACCACCACGCCCAUCCCUCGAACCACCACCACGCCCAUCCCUCCAACCACCACGCCCAUCCCUCCAACCACUACCCCCAUCCCUCCAACCACCACCACGCCCAUCCCUCCAACCACCACCCCCAUCCCUCCAACCACCACCACGCCCAUCCCUCCAACCACUACCACGCCCAUCCCUCCAACCACCACGACGCCCAUCCCUCCAACCACCACGCCCAUCCCUCCAACCACCACGCCCAUUCCUCCAACCACCACGCCCAUCCCUACAACCACCACCACGCCCAUCCCUCCAACCACCACGCCCAUCCCUCGAACCACCACCACGCCCAUCCCUCCAACCACCACCACGCCCAUCCCUCCAACCACCACCACGCCCAUCCCUCCAACCACCACGCCCAUCCCUCCAACCACCACGCCCAUCCCUCCAACCACCACCACGCCCAUCCCUCCAACCACUACCCCCAUCCCUCCAACCACCACCACGCCCAUCCCUCCAACCACCACCACGCCCAUCCCUCCAACCACCACGCCCAUCCCUCCAACCACCACCACGCCCAUCCCUCCAACCACCACGCCCAUCCCUCCAACCACCACGCCCAUCCCUCCAACCACCACCACCCCCAUCCCUCCAACCACCACGCCCAUCCCUCCAACCACCACGCCCAUCCCUCCAACCACUACCCCCAUCCCUCCAACCGCCACGCCCAUCCCUCCAACCACCACCACGCCCAUCCCUCCAACCACUACCCCCAUCCCUCCAACCACCACGCCGAUCCCUCCAACUACCACCACGCCCAUCCCUCCAACCACUACCCCCAUCCCUCCAACCACCACGCCCAUCUCUCCAACCACCACCACGCCCAUCCCUCCAACCACGACCCCCGUCCCUCCAACCACCACCACGCCCAUCCCUCCAACCACCACCACGCCCAUCCCUCCAACCACCACCCCCAUCCCUCCAACCACCACGCCCAUCCCUCCAACCACCACCACGCCCAUCCCUCCAACCACCACCACGCCCAUCCCUCCAACCACCACCACGCCCAUCCCUCCAACCACCACGCCCAUCCCUCCAACCACCACACCCAUCCCUCCAACCACCACCACCCCCAUCCCUCCAACCACCACGCCCAUCCCUCCAACCACCACCACGCCCAUCCCUCCAACCACCACCCCCAUCCCUCCAACCACCACGCCCAUCCCUCCAACCACCACCACGCCCAUCCCUCCAACCACCACGCCCAUCCCUCCAACCACCACACCCAUCCCUCCAACCACCACCACCCCCAUCCCUCCAACCACCACGCCAAUCCCUCCAACCACCACCACGCCCAUCCCUCCAACCACCACGCCCAUCCCUCCAACCACCACACCCAUCCCUCCAACCACCACCACCCCCAUCCCUCCAACCACCACGCCCAUCCCUCCAACCACCACCACGCCCAUCCCUCCAACCACCACCACGCCCAUCCCUCCAACCACCACCACGCCCAUCCCUCCAACCACCACCCCCAUCCCUCCAACCACCACACCCAUCCCUCCAACCACCACCACACCCAUCCCUCCAACCACUACUACCCCCAUCCUUCCAACCACUACACCCAUCCCUUCACCAACCACUACCCCCAUCCCUCCAACCACCACUACCAUCCCUCCAACCACCACGCCCAUCCCUUCACCAACCACUACCCCCAUCCCUACCACGCCCAUCCCUCCAACCACCACCACGCCCAUCCCUCCAACCACUACCCCCAUCCCUCCAACCACCACCCCCAUCCCUCCAACCACCACCACGCCCAUCCCUCCAACCACCACCCCCAUCCCUCCAACCACCACACCCAUCCCUUCACCAACCACUACCCCCAUCCUUCCAACCACUACACCCAUCCCUUCACCAACCACUACCCCCAUCCCUCCAACCACUACGUCCAUCCCUUCACCAACCACUACCCCCAUCCCUCCAACCACCACUCCAACCACCACGCCCAUCCCUUCACCAACCACUACCCCCAUCCCUCCAACCACCACUCCCAUCCCUCCAACCACUACACCCAUCCCUUCACCAACCACUACCCCCCCCAUCCCUUCACCAACCACUACCCCCAUCCCUCCAACCACCACGCCCAUCCCUUCACCAACCACUACCCCCAUCCCUCCAACCACCACGACACCCAUCCCUUCACGAAAUACUACCCCCAUCCCUCCAACCAACACCCCCAUCCCUCCAACCAACACCACACCCAUCCCUUCACCUACCACCACUCCCAUCCUUGCAACCACCACUCCCAUCCCUUCACCAACCACUACCCCUGUCCCUUCACCAACCACUACCCCCAUCCCUCCAACCAACACCCCCAUCCUUCCAACCACCACCACUCCUAUCCCUUCACCAACCACUACCCCCAUUCCUCCAACCACCACUCCCAUGCUUUCAACCAUCACCACCCCCCACCCUGCAACCAGCACUCCCUUGCCUCCAUCAAGCACCACCCACACCACUUCAGCAUCCUCAAAAACCGUGCCCACUACCACAGAGAGGACUACCUCGGUGACAACCACUACUACGACAUCCACAGCCACACCUACUCCUGAGUCCACCACUCCAUCCACCCCAGUGCCAACAACCACUCCAUGUGUCCUUGACUGCGAAUGGACCGGGUGGCUGGAUUCAGGGAAAACUGACCCUAUGCCAUCAGGUGGAGAUAUAGAAUUGAUUGAAGAUGCUUGUGGAGAAGGCUGGGCAAUUAACAUCUCCUGCAGAGCCACCAUGUACCCCAAUAUUCCGAUCGAACAGCUUGGACAGACCGUGGUGUGUAAUGUCUCAGUGGGGCUGGAGUGCAAAAACGAAGAUCAAAAGCCUGGCGGGACCAUUCCCAUGCCCUACUGCAUCAACUACGCGAUCAACGUGUACUGCUGUAAGUGUGCCAGAACAGUUGCAUACACUACAACCACAGCCACCUCCACCCAGACGCCUGCUACCACCACCACACAGACCCCAUCCACACCUGGUACUACCACCCUAAAUACCUCACCCCCAACACCUGGUACCACCACCACAGCGACCCCACCCCCAGCACCAGGUACCACCACCACAGGGACCUCAUCCCCAACACCUGGUCCCACCACAACAGGGAUCCCAACCCCAACACCUAGUACCACCACGACAGGGACUUCAUCCCCAGCACCUGGUCCCACAACCACAGGGAGCCCAUUCACACCACCUGGAACCACCAGCACAGGGAUACUGACCUCAACAUCUACUACGACCACCACAGGGACCUCAUCCCCAGCUUCUGCUUCCACCACCACAGAGAUCCCAACCUCAGCAUCUGGUGCCACAACCACAGGGAUCUCAUCACCAGUACUUGGUUCCACCAGCACAGGGACCCCAACCACAACACAUGGUACCACCAGCACAGGGAUCCCAAUACCAACACCUGGUACCACCAGCACAGGGAUCCCAACCUCAACACCUGGUACCUCAACCGCAGAGACUUCAUCCUCAGCACCUGGUACCACCAGCACAGGGAUCCCAACACCAACACCUGGUACCACCAGCACAGGGAUCCCAACCUCAACACCUGGUACCACAACCGCGGAGAUCUCAUCCUCAGCACCUGGUACCAGCACUUCAGGGACUCCAUUCACAGCACCUGGUACUACCAGCACAGGGAUCCCAACCUCAACACCUGGUCCCACCACCACUGGGACCUCAUCCCCAGUACCUGGUACCAGCACCACAGGGAUCCCAACACCAAUACCUGGUACCACCAGCAGAGGGAUCCCAACCUCAACACCUAGUACCACCAGCACAGGGACCUCAUCCCCAGCACCUGGUACCACCAGCACAGGGAUCCCAACACCAACACCUGGUACCACCAGCACAGGGAUCCCAACACCAACAGCUGGUACCACCAGCAGAGGGAUCCCAACCUCAACACCUGGUACCACCACCACAGGGACCUCAUCCACAGCACCUGGUACCACCAGCACAGGGAUCCCAACCUCAACACCUGGUACCACAACCGCAGGGACCUCAUCCCCAGCACCUAGUACCAGCACCUCAGGGACCCCAUUCACAGCACCUGGUACUACCAGCACAGGGAUCCCAACCUCAACACCUGGUACCACCACCACAGGGACCUCAUCUUCAGCACCUGGUACCACCAGCAUAGGGACCCCAACCCCAACACCUGGUACCACCACCACAGGGACCCCUACCCAUACUCGAACUCCCACCACCACAAGCACAGUCAUCCCGACCCCUCCAGGCACAGUGCCCACUGCUCAGUCAACCACCCCAAAAUCCCAACCUGAGUCCUCCACCCCACCGACCUCUCAGUCCACCUCUUCCCUUUCCACGGAGUCCACCACUCUUUUGACCAUCUCCUCACCUGCCUCGGAGACCUCUAGCACACCAGUGCCUUCCUCAUCAACGGCACCAACGAUUAUGACGACAGAAGUCCGCACCGCUUCCUCACCUCCAGGAUCUCAGGUCCCCACACCCAGCACCACUGCAGCCCCUCCAGGAACCACCACCCACGGAACUACGACUGGGCUACCUCCACCUGCCUCUGUGUCGACAACCCCUGUGGGGACCCCCACCCGGCCAGCCCUCCCCUCGACCACGACCUCCAGCACCUCCUCCUCCAGGGUGCCCACCCCCACGCUGACAACCAUUCCCAUCCCAUCCACCAUUGUCGAGUGCUGCGUGCUGAAUGAUACCUACUACGCGCCAGGUGAGCUGGUGUACAACGGCACACACGGAGACACGUGCUACUACGUGAACUGCUCACUGAGCUGCACCCUCGAGUUCUACAAUUGGUCAUGCCCAUCCACGCCCUCCCCAACGCCCACGCCCUCUAAGCCAACGCCGACGACUACAUCCUCGAAGCCAACAUCCUCCCCAACGCCCAGCACGCCGGCCACCACCAAGCCCUCUGGGUGCCCUGACUUUGAUCCUCCCAGACAGGAGAACGAGACCUGGAGGCUGUGUGAAUGCUUCAUGGCCACCUGCAAGCAUGACAACACAGUGGAAAUUGUGGAGGUGGAGUGCAAGCCCCCACCCAUGCCCACCUGCUCCAACGGCCUCAAGCCUGUGUCUGUGCUGGACCCCGACGGCUGUUGCUGGCACUGGGAGUGCGACUGCUACUGCACGGGCUGGGGGGACCCGCACUACGUCACCUUCGACGGGCUCUACUACAGCUACCAGGGCAACUGCACCUACGUGCUGGUGGAGGAGAUCACCCCCACGGUGGACAACUUCGGGGUCUACAUUGACAACUACCACUGUGACGUCAACGACAAGGUGUCCUGCCCCCGUACCCUGAUCGUGCGCCAUGAGACCCAGGAGGUGCUGAUGAAGACCGUGCAGAUGGCGCCCAUGGAGGUGCAGGUGCAGGUCAACAAGCAGACGGUGGCGCUGCCGUACAAGAAGUACGGGCUGCAGGUGUACGAGUCGGGCAUCAACUACGUGGUGGACAUCCCCGAGCUGGGCGCCCUGGUCUCCUACAACGGCCUGUCCUUCUCCAUCCGGCUGCCCUACCGACUGUUUGGCAACAACACCCAGGGCCAGUGUGGCACCUGCACCAACACCACCGCGGACGACUGCAUUCUGCCCAGCGGGGAGGUCGUGUCCAGCUGUGAGAUUGCGGCUGACCAGUGGAUAGUGAACGACCCCUCCAAGCCACACUGUCCCCAGCUCAUCUCCACGACCAAGCGCCCGGCCACCACCGUGCCCGGGGGCAGCACCCUGCCCCUCCCCGAAGACUGUGUCAAGUCUCCGCUCUGUGAGCUCAUCAAAGACAGUGUGUUUGUGCCCUGCCACACCCUCGUGGACCCCGAGUUCUACUACAACGCCUGCGUGUUCGACAGCUGCUUCGUGCCCAAUGAGGGCAUGGAGUGCGCCAGUCUGCAGGCCUACGCGGCCCUGUGUGCCCAGCAGGGCGCCUGCAUCGACUGGCGGAACCACACCCAGGGCACCUGCUCUGUGCAGUGCCCAUCUCACAGGGAGUACCGGGCCUGCGGCCCCGAGGAAGAGCCCACCUGCAAGUCCAGCUCCUCCUCGGAGAGCAGCAACAGCACGGUGGAAGGCUGCUUCUGUCCCCAGGGCACCACCAGCUACGCCGCCGGCUACGACGUCUGCGUGGAGACCUGCGGCUGCGUGGGGCCUGACAACGUGCCCAGAGAGUUUGGGGAGAGCUUCGAGUUCGACUGCAAGGCCUGCGUCUGCCUGGAGGGCGGCAGUGGCAUCGUCUGCCAGCCCAGGGAGUGUGGCCAGAGCGCCCCCAGCUUCUGCGAGGAGGACGGCACCUCCCUCGUCACAGAGGUCAACCCCGCCGACACCUGCUGCAACGUCACCUUCUGCAAGUGCAACAGCAGCCUGUGCCAGGAGAAGCCCCCCGUGUGCUCGCUGGGCUUCGAAGUGAAGAGCGAGACCGUGUCCGGGAGGUGCUGCCCCGUGUACUCGUGCGAGCCCAAGGGUGUGUGUGUUCACGAGAAUGCUGAGUAUCAGCCGGGGUCUCCAGUGCACUCCUCCGAGUGCCAGAACUGCGUCUGCACCAAGGACGUGGACAACAGCACCUCCCUCAACGUCAUCGCCUGCACCCACGUGUCCUGCAACGUCUCCUGUGGCCCUGGCUUCGACCUCGUGGAGGCCCCUGGGCAGUGCUGCAAGAAGUGCGAGCAGACGCACUGUGUCAUGGACCUGCCCCAAGGCCAGCACAUCCUGAAGCCCGGCGACAUACAGAGCGACCCCAGCAACAACUGCACCUUCUUCAGCUGCAUGAAGAUCCACAACCAGCUCAUCUCGUCCAUCUCCAACAUCACCUGCCCGGACUUCGACCCCAGCACUUGCGUCCCGGGCUCCAUCACCCUCAUGCCCAACGGCUGCUGCAGGACCUGCAUCCCUCGCAAUGAGACCAGGACCUUCUGCUCCACCGUCCUUGUCACCAGGGAAAUCUCGUACGCCGGCUGCACCAAGCUGGUCACCAUGAAUGAUUGCUCUGGGUCCUGUGGAACAUUCGUCAUGUACUCUGAGGAGGCCCAGUCCCUGGACCACAGGUGCACCUGCUGCAAAGAGGAGAGAACCAGCCAGCGCGAGGUGGUCCUGACCUGCCCCGACGGCAGCUCGCUGGAGCACACCUACACCCACAUCGAGAGCUGCCUGUGCCAGGACACCGUCUGUGGCCUCCCGGAGGCCCGGCAGACCAGCCUCAGCCGUGCCCGGCGCUCCCUGCAGCGUGUGGGACGGAAGUGAGCGCGGCCGGGCGGCCCCGUCCCCGCUGACACGCUGAGCCUCCUCACCUGCACCGGCUUCUCUCUGUGGAUAUUUAUUUCUGAGUCUUUCUCAACCCUUUGCUUCCCGCAAUAAACCCGGCAGACAUGC
Molecule: messenger RNA, 12717 nt
Organism: Lemur catta (Ring-tailed lemur)
Lineage: Eukaryota; Metazoa; Chordata; Mammalia; Primates; Lemuridae
Gene: MUC2
Product: mucin 2, oligomeric mucus/gel-forming
Exons: 58
Coding region: 1-12588 (4195 amino acids)
Cellular component (GO): extracellular matrix
Molecular function (GO): protein binding
Source: RefSeq, a predicted model, not a curated record